AUGCUCACUAUCAACGAUCAAAUCGCCAAAGAGGGCAAAUGUUACUACAACAACGUACAGCACGCCCCAACGGAUGGCUUCCUUGGUGCAAUCGGAAAUACACCACUUAUACGCUUGAACCGUUUAUCAGAAGAAGUAGACGCUGACAUCUAUGGUAAAGCUGAGUUCAUGAACCCGGGUGGUAGUGUAAAGGACAGAGCUGCACUCGGUCUUGUUCUAGAUGCAGAAGAGAAGGGUCAACUCAAGUCAGGCGGUACCGUUGUAGAAGGCACAGCUGGAAAUACCGGUAUCGGUUUAGCCCAUGUUUGUAGAGCACGCGGUUAUAAGUGUGUCAUUUACAUGCCUAACACUCAAUCAAGCGAGAAGAUCGACCUUCUCCGUAUGCUUGGUGCAGAAGUACACCCAGUUCCUGCCGUCGCUUUCGACAAUCCACAAAACUACAACCAUCAAGCAAAGAGACACGCAGACAGCAUUCCAAACGCCGUAUGGACCAACCAGUUCGACAACCCAGAUGGCAAUAGAGAUGUACAUAUACAUACGACAGGUCCUGAAAUCUGGAAUCAGACUGAAGGAAAGGUAGAUGCAUUCACCUGUAGUACAGGUACAGGUGGAACAUUCGCCGGUGUUACUAACUACUUGAAAUCAAUGAACAAGGACGUCAGCUGUUACAUUGCUGAUCCACCGGGAUCAGUUCUCGCAAGUUACGUACAAACUAAAGGCGAAAAGAUGGACAGAUCAGGUGGUUCCAUCACAGAGGGUAUUGGUCAGGGUAGAAUAACUGCAAAUAUGACCGUCGAUGUCAAGUCAGCUGAUGGUGGUUUCACAGUACCAGAUUCAGAUUCUAUAGCUAUGUUAUACAGAUUAUUAGAUGAGGAAGGUAUCUACCUUGGUGCUUCAUCUGCUCUCAACGUCGCUGCUGCAUACAAACUCGGAAAAGAUCUUGGUAGAAAGAGCGACGGUAGUAGACGUCAAAUAGUCACAAUCCUCUGCGAUGGUGCUUACAGAUACCAAUCACGUUUAUUCUCACGCAAGUGGCUCGAAUCAAAGAACCUUGUUGAUGCUAUUCCAGCACACCUCCAAAAGUACAUCAUCUUGGAAUAAUUGCACAUGUUAAAUAAAAGAUUUAAGAAUAGACUGUUAGAUAAAAGAUUUGAGAAUAAUUUAGUAAACGCAAAAACGAAGUAUAUGUAUAAUAAAAAUAUAAAUAAG
Wallemia mellicola CBS 633.66 is the source of this 1209-nucleotide messenger RNA. RefSeq names its product pyridoxal phosphate-dependent enzyme, beta subunit. Gene Ontology annotation, molecular function: cysteine synthase activity. Gene Ontology annotation, cellular component: cytoplasm. Bases 1 to 1101 code for a protein of 366 amino acids. NCBI's taxonomy places the organism in Eukaryota, Fungi, Basidiomycota, Wallemiomycetes, Wallemiales, Wallemiaceae. The transcript has 2 exons. The record is from RefSeq and is a predicted model, not a curated record.